Molecule: messenger RNA, 5879 nt
Organism: Eublepharis macularius
Lineage: Eukaryota; Metazoa; Chordata; Lepidosauria; Squamata; Eublepharidae
Gene: TMEM47
Product: transmembrane protein 47
Exons: 3
Coding region: 149-694 (181 amino acids)
Biological process (GO): cell-cell adhesion
Cellular component (GO): membrane; cell-cell junction
Source: RefSeq, a predicted model, not a curated record
CCGAGAAGGGGCGACCGGAGGCAGCUGCUGCGGCCGCCGCUGCACCUGGUCGGCUGAGCUGGAGAGGCAGAAGCGGUCCGAGCACGCCUCGCACCGGCAGGCCCUGCUUCCCAGAGGCGGCUCGGCGCCGCUGUCCCGCUCCUCGCUCAUGGCUUCGUCCGGCAGCGGCAUGGAGGAGGUGCGCGUUUCGGUGCUGACCCCGCUGAAGCUGGUGGGGCUGGUCUGCAUCUUCCUAGCGCUGUGUCUGGAUCUGGGAGCUGUGCUGAGCCCGGCCUGGGUGACGGCCGACCACCAGUCGUACCUGUCCCUCUGGGAGACCUGUACCAAGUCCAGCAACUUGGACUCCUGGGACUGCGCCUCCACUUUGAACAGCGAUUGGCAGAUCGCUACACUUGCUAUGCUGUUGGGGGGUGCUGCCAUAAUACUUAUAGCUUUCUUGGUUGGAUUAAUUUCGAUCUGUGUGGGGUCACGAAGGCGGUUCUACAGACCAGUCGCUGUCAUGCUGUUUGCAGCAGUGGUUCUUCAAGUGUGCAGUCUUGUCCUUUAUCCAAUCAAGUUCAUCGAAACAGUCAAUUUGAGAAUAUACCACGAGUUCAACUGGGGCUAUGGCUUAGCUUGGGGUGCAACUAUAUUUUCAUUUGGGGGGGCCAUACUUUAUUGCUUAAACCCUAAGAACUAUGAAGACUACUACUAAAGGAGCUACUUAAAUAAGAAGAGAAAGAAAACAAGGAUUGUUCUGUCUUUUCUAACUCAGUGUUUUUAGUACUUUUGUAGAGUAUCAAGCAGUUUGCUCUGUGGAUUUAUCAGCCUUUUACCUUUUGGCUACAGUUACGGCAAGUAGCUUUUUAACAGCCCCAGAAAAGAACUACAAAGUUUACACCUGCUGAUGAAUCCAUAGGAAAAUGCUAUAAGCUGCUGCUAUGUUACUGUCACUUUUUCUUAGCACUAGGUUGGAGGCAGCAGCAUCAUGAGGAAACAAGCUGGAAUGAGUUUGUUAUAGUCUGCAAGAGAGUCGCUGGCACAAGAACAAUGUAGAAGUAUCUUUAUAGGAUUCAACAGUUCUUCUGGGCCACAACUGAUACCACUUCAAUGAAUUGACCUUCCAGGAUUCUUGCUGAAAUAAAAAUGAAAGUCCAAGUGACAGAUACUGAGAAAAGUUAAUAUAAUUGAUUAAUGAUUUCCCUAAUAGUUUCCUGACACUACAUGUUUCCCAACACUACAUGUUUAUGCAUUGGCAGUCCAUAUUUUCCAGCCAGCUGUGGUCUGUCAGGAAGACAAAACUUGGAAAUGCAUUCUUCCAAUUAUGUGGUUGGACACUAUGUCUCAGCUGUAACCAAGUACUGGAAAUAACAUGGAGAAGGACACAAUCUGUUAUUUCCACUGAGAAAAUUUAAGAAGAAAAGAAUACACGCAUGAGGUAGCUGCAUUUGUCCUGAACACUGUUUGGUUUUAAAACACUGCAGUAAAAUUUCCAUAUGCAACAAGCCCAACUAUUUUUUAUACAAAACAUUUAUUGGUAUGAAAUUGCUAUACAGAUAAAAGUAUAGAGAGGAAAAACUAAUCCUGAUAAUGGGAGGCUUAGCAGCAGAAGCUCUAAGCAAGUCUAGAUUUUCAAGAACUGCCUCUGGGUAUUAGGUGGGAUUGAAAUAUUUUAAAUAGUUUCUUCACAUAUUGAUUGAUCUAAAACUUCCUGUCAGUAAAUACAUUUUUAAGAAUGGGGGUGAACUAAUUGCAAAAUCAGAAAUCAUGACGUAAUGCCAGUUGGGCAGAAGUGUUAUGAUAGUGAUACAGAUAGAUAUAAAAACCUUUGUAGUGAUACCUUCUUUGUAGUUCCUUUAAUGAAACCAUCUGUAAGAAUACAAUGUCAAGAUGGAAUGGAAGAAGGAGGCCAAAUACUCAGAUGGCAUUUCUGAACCGCAGAAUGAUUUGUGAUUAAUCAGUUUCUGUGAACAAGUUCUGGAGGACUUGUAGCUACUCAUGUCAAGAUCCAUAUUAAUUCCAAUUGAGUUCCAAAUAAAUUUUUCAUUGGAGUUUCUCACUAGUAAUGAGAAUAACAUAAAUAAAGUAUGCUUGCCAUAGCUUAGAAACUAUGUUUUCAAGCACUUGCUCUAAUGUAAGGAACAGAUGUUUGUAUGGGGUUUUAUUUAGUCCAGUAAACAUCUCUUUUUCUAUAGGAGACUUGUAGGAACCCAGUUAUUAAAAUUAUGCAGUACUAUCAGUAUAGUAUUUAAAUUAUAUUAUACUAUUCAUUUCUUCCACUAAAUUUAAUGGAUUGGCUGACAGUUAUUUGCCUAUAUCAAAGUUUGUUUAAUUUAUUUCUUGCCUAAAUUUUGAAGAAACAGUAUGAAGUCUUCAAAGCCCAAGUUAAUUUGGGGCAGAAAUUUUAAACUGAUUUACAGUACAUAAUUUAUUUUUGUUUACGAUCAGCUUAUUUGGGUAUUUUCAAUUACUUCUGAAAAUAUUUUUAUAUGGUGUAUACAGUUCUAAUAGAAAAUUUAGAAAUAAUUAUUUUUGUUAUAUGGAAAUUAAAAUGUACCCUAGCAUGGACCUCCUUUGAGAGCACAAUCCUCAAAAUCCUCCUUUAGAUGUGCUGCUCUGCGCUGUUGCUCUGUAAUACUUUUACAGACUUUCUUAAUAUUAUGACCUCAUCAAAAUAAUAUGUUUAAUUAUCACAAAUCACACACAUAGAGAAGGAGGGGUAUUCUGCAAAGUGUAAAACCAUUUAUAAAAUGCCACAGCUGUCAAAGAAAUUGGUUUAUUUUUUUAAAAAAAUCCUAUAAGCCUGAUUUUUGCACAGAACCAUAUACCCACCCACCCCUUCACAGAAAGGUGCUGGGGAUGUAACAAAGCAGUAUAUUAAGGAUAAGAAAUUGGUGCAUAUGGUGAUUUUGCACUGCACAUAUAAGGCAAUUAAUACUAUCAUCUCCCCAGCCCCUGCAGCAAUGAUGGACAAUGAGGCGAAGAUUACAAGAGUAAUCAGCACGUAAUUCUAAAUCCAGGGAAAGAGAGAGGGCAGGAGGAAUGUUGAGAAUAUUCUAUUGUAGUGCUAGCUACAAUGGGGGAUGGGAGAUGACCUCUAAGGCUAUUGGGCUGAUAACCUGGGGUGCCACCCCUAGUCAGGGCAACCCUAGCCCAAGGAAUGCCUGCGACAAGAGAUGUACCCAUUCAGCCCACCCUCACACGCUUUGGCCUCACCAAGGGAUGGGGUGUGUCUGCCUGGCCUUGCUGCAGUGAGAUAAGGGAUGCACAUAUCCUGUCUUGCUGCAAGUGAUGGGAUGUGCUUGUCUAGCCUUGCCCCACCCCAAUGCCCAGGUUCUCCACCCCUUUUUCAGGGGGCAGGGUCCUUUCCAGGCCCAUUUCCCCCGUCCUCCACUGUACUAGAUGAUAGUUAGAAAACCCUUACUAGUGGCUAAAACUUUCUGUUCCAAAAAAUCAAUAUAGUUCAAAUGGGGUGUGGCAAGUAUGGAGCAGUAUAAUAUUAAAAACUACAGUGACAUUCCCACAUUGUAGGUGAGGUAGGAUAGUGUUUAUAUUUCCAGGAUGAUAUUUUUAAAUGUGAUCAUAUAAAUCAAGACGGGAGGUAAUGUUUAGAUCAGUUGUGACCAGACUUUUCUGCACGUGUGCCACAACUUAAACCUGAACAUAUGACCUAUUAUCUAGUGUGUGCACAGAGCUCAGUGGCCCAUAUCUCAGUGGUAGGGCUCAUAAGUUUUGUGCUCAAGGUGUCAAGUUCAACCUUAUAGAACCUCAGCUAAGAGGAUACCAGAUAGCAGUGCUGAGAAAGAGUAGGCAGUACUAGCUCAAGGGACUUGGUGGGUUUGACUCCAUACUUGGCAGCUUCAUAUGUUAAUAAGCAACUUUUCACCCUCCACCCCCUUGGUGUGUUUUUAUCAUUCAUUUCCUGAGAUAAGAAGAUGGAAUCAGUGGAAUCAAACUGGUGUAGGCCUGAUUCUCCCAUCCUGACAUGUCACAUACCUCAGCUGCCUGUGCCAUUUGUCACAUCCAUGCCACACAAGUUGGACAACCAUAGUUUAUAUAUGUGGAAAAAAUUCUUUUGUUAAUUUAUUAGCUACUAGAUAAUUUAUUAGAUAUUGCCACUUUAGUUUGAAGGAAAUUGAAACUACAACUGCUGAAAUAAUUAAACAGCAGCAAGAUAUUGGGUUGUCUGCCCCCUCUUUCCUCCUAACCUUGAUCACCUGGCUGGUGGGGCAGGGGGAGUAGGGAGGCAGGCCAGGAGCCACUACAGCAUGUAGCAAAGUAGCAUGUGUAUACUCUGGAGGCCCUGAUGACAUCAUGUCUGGUUGAAAAACCAGAAGCUACAGUGUCUCCGCAGGGACAAAAUCGGCCCUAAUACUUUGUCCCUGUGGAGACACCAUAGCUUCCAGUUUUCAACUGAAAGUGAUAUCAUUGGGAUCACUGAAGCACAGGUGCACAUGAGGGAACUGGAUUGGUGCCCCUGUCUGCCUGUCAACACCUAUACCUCAGUUUUAUGGUAAGGGGGGCUGGCAGCCCUAGUGAGAAAACAUUCUUACAGAGUUAGGUUGGAAGAGGAUUCAAUUAAUCUGCAAAUUUGGGGCAAAUUCUUUGGUUUGGGCCAUGUUCAUCAUUUUUGUGGUGACUGAUGGGGAUACAUCCUACUAGAGGCAGAGGCACAAUUCAGAAUUUUUAGGAAAGCAGGCUUUCAGCCUAAUGCUAGCAACUGAUGACUAGGAUUUGGAUUGUAGCUUUUGUCUUUCUUUCUACAGACCCUAUCACAAAGCACUUAGUGUUAACUACUUUCUUUACAUUAUCAGGCUGCCAUCCUAAGGGCAUUUUCCUGGGAGUAAGCCCCAUUGAAUAACAGGGGGCUUACUUUUGAGUAGACUUGCUUUGGAUUGAAGUGAAACAGUGCUGUCCUAAUUUCAAGCAGGUAGCUGUGUUGGUCUGCAAUAGAACAGCAGGAUUUGAGUACAGUGGCAACUUAAAAGACCAACAAGAUUUACGCAAGAUAUACGCUUUCAAGAAUCAGAGCUACCACCAUCAGAUAACUUGUCAGAUAUGGCAGCAAAUGAAGGUAGCUUUAACUUUCAAAAGCCUGUACUCUGAAAAUCUUGUUGGUCUCCAAGGUGCCAUUGGACUCAAAUAGCACCAUCCUAAGUUACACCUCUCUAGGCCCACUGACUUCAACAGACUUAGAAUGGUAUAACUAUUAUUAUGCUGAUAAGAUACAACUAUCCAAGGAAAACAAAAGAAUCAAUAAUUAUUGUGAUCCUGAUGACUAGGAAAAAUUAUUCUUGCCCUCUUAUGUGCAGAUUUCAAUUACUCAUUGGUUCCUCCUAACUGCCCUCCCCAUUUUUAAAUACAUAAAUCAUUCCAGUAAGCAUAGGAUCUCAGCACUCAAUUACAAGCUAGAUAAAAAGUAAAGCAAAAUUUUUUAAUGGUAUUACAGCAGGAUAUGAAUCUAGUGGCACCUUGGAGACCAACACAAUUUUUUAGGGGUAUAAGCUUUCAAGAGCCAAAGCUCCCUUCUUCAGAUACCACAGUAUUAAACACUUCAACAUUGGUUGUUAUGUGUAAAAGGCCACCUUUACGAUACUACUGUAUUGUAUUAUUUAUUACCACUUCAGUUGUAUUUGGGUUUAUAUCAAAAGCAGGAUGAAUUCAUACUACAUAUCUAUUGUUUGUCUUGCAAAUACACCUAAAUAUGUCCAUACACAUAUCUAUAUCUGUAUACAUAUAGCCAAGCUAACACCAGAGUUAGUGGUUUGUAUUUUUAAAGCUUAAAAGUAUCCCGUCCAGGCUGACAAUUACCAAGCACCACUUCUAGAUUUCUUGCACAACUGCAUUUAGGUUUUGUAAGCUCAACAUUUACAUUUUAAAGACAUAAAUAUAGAGAGAUC